Molecule: messenger RNA, 4076 nt
Organism: Polyodon spathula (Mississippi paddlefish)
Lineage: Eukaryota; Metazoa; Chordata; Actinopteri; Acipenseriformes; Polyodontidae
Product: lactosylceramide alpha-2,3-sialyltransferase-like
Exons: 8
Coding region: 668-1651 (327 amino acids)
Molecular function (GO): lactosylceramide alpha-2,3-sialyltransferase activity
Source: RefSeq, a predicted model, not a curated record
CAUCAGACCCGAGCAAAAGGAAAAUUAGACGUGCUUGCGGGACGAUCUCAUUUUACACAUGCGCAAUGCGCCAGGAUCUACAGAUUUAUGAGGGAUACUGAAUUGGGUACAGCACCGGCCCAGAAAAUCACAAGGAUCGGAAAGAGAGGACGGAGGAAGACAAAGCAUUGAAAAAAUAAAAAAUAAAUAAAAAAAAUCCCCGCUAAACAUACAGAAGACAGCUGGCAAAAUAAUCCGAAACUGUCUACAUUGAGUUCACUUUUCUCAAAAAAGAAAAAAAAAGAAAUACAUCGAAACAAGGUUUCUGAGAUACAUACAUACUUUUUUUUGUAACAGCAAUGUACUGUUUUAUGUACAUCUCGGAGGACAGAGAACAUUGAAAGUGCACAGCUGACAUGUAUGAGACACAGCAGCCCUUGAGUGUGUAUUCUGACAUGGAAUAACACAAACCACCACAUGAAAACAAUGAGGAGCGUCAUGUUUCUCUCUAGAGGUGCUUGUAGCCUGUUUGUUGCAUCCUGCUGCAGCCUUGUGCCCUGCGUGAAGCCAGCAGCUUGAGUCACUCCUUUCCAGGGAUCAAGCAACGUUUACUGUUUUGAUUUCAGUUGUAUUACUUUUCUUAGCAUACAUAAGCAUCACUGUAUCCAAGACGAAGCAGAAGCCCAGCAUGUGGGAUGGGUAUAAUGUGGAUCCCAACCGCGCGAAGAGUGUACAAACCUUUGUCACUGAAGUCUUGCAGAGGAAAUGCAAGCAGUCUUCCACCAGAAAAAAUAUGUCUGCUCUCUUUCCUGACCAAUACAAGCAAGAUAUUCCCCCUUUCCUGUGGAAAAACCACAUUAUGAGCAAGGAGGUGUUCAAAUACCCCCCACCAUUUGGGUUUCAAAGCAUGGACAGGAAGCUAAAGGAAGUUCUGGACCUUUUCCCUGAGGCUCCACGGGAGGAGAGGCGCGUGAAGCCCUGCAGCCGCUGCGUGGUGGUGGGAAGUGGUGGUAUCAUGCGUGGGCUGGAGGUGGGCGAGCUUUUGGAUCAGUUUGAUGUUGUAAUCAGAUUGAACAACGCUCCAGUUGGUAACUUUAAUAAAGACGUAGGCAACAAAACCACUAUCAGGAUGAGUUAUCCAGAGGGAAGCCCCAAAUCUUGGGAUGACGUCAAUCCUAAGACCCUGUUCGUGGCCGUUAUUUACAAAACAGUUGACAUUAACUGGUUGAAAGCCAUGAUUAAAAGGGAAAAAGUGUCUCUAUGGGAUAGGUUGUUUUUUUGGCAGGAGGUGCCAAAGGAAAUCCCAGUAGGAACAUCCCAGUUUCGAAUCCUGAACCCUCAGAUCAUUGGUCAAACAGCAGUGGACCUUCUCCAAUAUUCAGAACCACGGACGACGUUUUGGGGGUGGGACCAGAAUGUGCCGACACUGGGGGUCACUGCCACAGUCUUGGCCACAUACCUUUGUGAUGAGGUCAGCCUGGCCGGGUUUGGAUAUGAUCUCAAACAGCCCGAGGCUCCUCUCCAUUACUAUGAAGACAGACGCAUGGACGCCAUGAAGGAGCAAACCAUGCACAAUGUGGUCACCGAGAAGCAGUUCCUAGCAAAACUGGUUAAAGCCGGAGUAAUCACUGACCUCACAGGAGGAAUACACUGCAGCUUCUGUGAAAACUAAAAUCUAGCAUUAGUUGCUUUGCUGUGAAUCAAUGGAAACCUGUGUGAGGGUUUAUCCAAAAUACUGUAACCCAGUAAAAUCUAAUGGUUCCAUUUGUCAUAUAAUGUUUGAAUAAACUUAGAAUGUUUUCGUACAAUUGUUAAUUUUAAAUAAGAAGUACUGGGCUUGUAAGGGUUGAGUAGGAUGUGUAUAACAACACAUGGCAGAGUAUCUGGUUGUGCUGAGAUAUACGGACGCAUCGGUGUGUAGUGAAGUAUGAGGUGAAGCUGAAAUUAAGGGACACCAAACAAAUAAAAAAAGAGACAAGUCAAGGACAAGUAAACUUGGAAGUUUUUCAGACUGCAUUUCUAAGGACUAAUAUACAGAACAACUUUACAAGAAUUGAAUGAAAGAAGCCUUUAUGAUGUGAAUAUAUAUAUUUCUUUAUGUUUAUUUAUUUUUAGUAGCAUUAUAAUAUAAUAAUGCUUAAUAAAAUAUAAUACAAUUAUUGGCUAAAAUUUAAGAAAAAAAUAUUUUAACCUAAACUCAAGAUUCAACAGUCCUAAAUGAACAGCAAUUCUGGCUGCUGAGAGACAUGUGCUUACAGUACUAGCAGAGCCAGAUGGUGUUCUGGUCCUGGAGGAGUGUGUUUUUUUGUGUGUUUGUUUUUUACAAAGGGAGGCAAGCCUCCUUUCUCCCAUUAAACACAGUGUUAGCAGUGGCAGAUCGUGUUAUCUGAGCACGGGUUUUAAUUGGAGGAGUGACCCACAUCCUCCCGCCCCCUUCUAAAACGCUGCUGUAUGUGCUGUUAAUGUAAGAGUGAGGAUUGAAACUGCUUAGUUUAAUUUUGCAUCGCUUCAGUGGUAAGAAACACACUAUAUGUUACUUGUCUUGUGAAGGGGUCAAAUGUGAAAUGCAGCAUAACACAGUUGAUCAGCUGAUUGAGACUCAAUUUGUCACACUGCUUGUGCUGACUCAUAGAUCACCAGCCACCACUGAUGUGUUGAGUCAUAACUUGACCUGUAGGGCCUGACAGCCUAAAGGCACAUUGUACUAUUACUAUUAAACAACACUUUGACACUUUGUCUACACAGGUAAAAGAUUCAUAUAGUUUGUCUUGAUUUGGGUUUUUAUAGUUUUAAUUAAUAAAUUAUGAUUGAGUAACAUAUUUUAAGUUUCCAAUCAUGAAACUGUUGUGCUUUUAUUUAUAUAUAUUGUAAGGGAUUGGUUGGUUUAAAGACAAUGUAAACAAACUGGUUUGUAAACAAAGUAAUAUGAAGUGUUUGGGAUCAAAACUAAAGAUGGUUUAAUUAAUACACUGUUGAUUGAUAAUACUGUGUUAAAUAAGGCAAACUAGAUGUAAUUAAGCCUGGUUUAAAAUAAAUGUGUUGUGUUUAGUAGAGACCAUACUAGGGGGGCAAUAGGACCCAGUAGUGAUUACUGGAGUCAGGACCAACUCCAGGUUUAGUCAAUAGACUAAUUAGUGGAUUAAUUAGUUAAGUUUAAAAGGGUGUGAGUGUGUAUGUUUUGGGUGGGUGAUGGUAGGAGUUUGGUUGGAGAGUUAGCUGGUUAUUGUGAGUAUUGUGGAAACGGGACAAUGAACUAUUGGAAAGGUGUUUGGAUUAUGAUUUGGUUUUGGUGACAAGGUAACAGGCUUAGCCUGCCUUGUUAUUAGUUAGGGAAACGUUUGUUUAGUUAGGGCCUGAGAACGUGUUAGGUUUUGUUUAUUUUUCUUUUUUGUAGUCAAUAAACACAUGCUACAGUGUUUCUUGGCAUCCUGUGUGUAAAGCGUUUAUUUGAAGAAGGAAAACAUGUGACUGAAAGGCAAUCCAUCACAGUCAUAUAUAUAUAAAAAGCACAACAUACAUACAUGUUUAAAUUUGUUGGUAAAUUUUAUAUAUGUGUGUAUGUUGUGACGAAUUCUUGGUUCUGGUCGCACUUUGUGACUGUAUAGUAUAAUCUUCCACUCAGGUGUGUUUAAAUAACAAACACUGACAACAGUAGUACAAUUACCCUCCGUGGGGUGUAUUUUUUUUUUAAAACAAAAAUCAAAUAAACAAACAAAACCUAACCCUUUCUUUGGUCCUAAACUAAACAGGGACAGGCUAAUUCUGCUUACCCUGAAACAAACUAUCCAUUCAGUUUUAAAGUCCUCUGUUACCUCAGCGUUUGGUCUCUUUCUUCUCCCCUCCCCCUACCAUCUCAACUUUACUAGCUUUAACUGCUAGACAAUUAGAUAAUUAAACAAUUAAGACCAAUUGAUGCUCACUCCUGACAUAGGUAUGCUCCCCAGGGUCCUAAAGCCUUCAUAUAUCCUUUCUAACAUAAUACCUUAUUUUUUCAACAAAACUCAAGUCUGAUUUAACUUAAUGCAUCAAUCCGUGGGAACCCAUUUACAUUAAUUUAUUAACUAUAACUUUACUUUUAAACACAUUACAUUAUUUCA